Molecule: messenger RNA, 2672 nt
Organism: Scaptodrosophila lebanonensis
Lineage: Eukaryota; Metazoa; Arthropoda; Insecta; Diptera; Drosophilidae
Gene: Snm1
Product: DNA cross-link repair protein SNM1
Exons: 3
Coding region: 35-2143 (702 amino acids)
Biological process (GO): interstrand cross-link repair; protection from non-homologous end joining at telomere; double-strand break repair via nonhomologous end joining
Molecular function (GO): damaged DNA binding; 5'-3' DNA exonuclease activity
Source: RefSeq, a predicted model, not a curated record
UAUUUUGUCCUUACUUAAAGUCGACGUGGUAAUAAUGAGUGGGAAUAAAGGAAAGAUAAGACUAAAACCCCUACACGAGUUGCAAUCAACUCCAGAACAUAUCGAGCUUACAGAACUCAAAACACCAGAGAAGAAGAAAAAGGCGGGAAAAGUUCGUGCUGCAACAACACAAAAAAAGCAUAAAGAACUGUAUAAAAAUGAUCAACAAAUUGUAGCUAAUCGCACUGCGAUCAAGCGCAGCACCAGGAAGGACCAGCCACCAAAUAAUCAAUUGCGGAUUGACUCAUUUUUUAAAAGUGCUGCAAAAACAUUCAAAGUAGAAACAUUACCGUCGCCAUCCACGACUAAAUUGAACAUAAACACCAGCCAAAGAAAACCGAAACAGAAAGGGCGCAAGCGUCUAUUCGAUGAGGAAACAACAAGCGAAUCUGAAAGCAACCUUAAAUCUGUUCGGUUGCCCAAAAGAGCGCAUUUGCCGCGCAAAGCGAAGACAGUAAUGGAUUUGGUCUGCAUUGAUCUUUGUUCCGAUCCAGAAGAUGUGAGAGAAGUAAAGGGAGAAUCGCCGUCUUCUGAGAAGACAAUUAUAACCAAAGAAGACUUUCAGUCUCAGGUCUUUGUUACCAUAUCCCCACAGAUAGAGCCCGUUUAUAGUAAAAGACAAUAUCGCUCAACUGAAAAAAUAGGAUCACAAGCACCUGUAGUUGAAUCCAAAUCGCUGUUAGCAACAGCCAAAGUGCAAUCACCUAUGGUAGAAAUCCCUCUACAAAAUCUUGCUGGCAAGACAAGUGGUACACCUAGCGAGAUUAUUGCCGUAGGUGCAUCAUCCAAAGAAAAUGUACCAAUUGGACGUCGUCGUAAAUCGCGUUUAUGUCCGCCUUAUAAAGUCAUUCAAGGCACAACUUUUGCAGUUGAUGGAUUUCAGUUUGGUGAUAUACCCAACGUAACUCAUUACUUCCUCACUCAUUAUCAUGCUGAUCAUUAUGUUGGUCUAACGCGAAAAUUUCAACAUCCGCUCUAUAUGAGCCCCACAACGGCGCGCCUGGUGCGCACCUUUAUUCCUAUUGAUAACAAAUAUAUUUUCGAAAUGGAGAUUGAUAAUCCAUUUAAAUUGAACAAUAUUGAAAUAACCGCCAUUGAUGCUAACCACUGUCCGGGUGCUAUCAUGCUGUUCUUCAAACUUCCCAGCGGUGAAUGCAUUCUGCACACAGGCGAUUUUCGAGCUAGUUUUGAAAUGGAAUCGCUGCCAAUAUUUUGGAACUAUAAUGUAGAUUUGUUGUAUUUGGAUACAACAUAUUUGUCAAGCAAAUAUGAAUUUUGCCAUCAGACCGAGAGUAUUGAUCGCACGUUGGCACUCGUGCGUGAAUUCCGGAAGAAAAAUGCAUUAAAGCGCAUACUUUACGUCUGUGGGUCAUAUAUCAUUGGAAAGGAGAAGGUAUGGCAAGCUCUUGCCGACGAGUUUAAUCUCUCUGUAUGGACAGAACCGCACCGUCGGAAAGCUAUAGACUGUUUGCAAUGGCCUGAACUAAAUCUGCGUCUCUAUGAUAAUGAGGAUAACGCUGAUUUACACAUCUUGACGAUGGGUCGGUUAAGCUACCCGCGCCUUGUAGAGUAUUUCGAAAAAUUCUCUUCCAAAUACGACAUGCUUUUAGCUAUACGUCCCAGCGGCUGGGAAAAGGAUUCGAAACCAUCAUAUGGCAAAAAAAUAAGUAUCAUUGGUGUCGAAUAUUCUGAGCAUUCCAGUUACAAAGAGUUAGAACGCUUUGUACGGUUUCUGAAACCAAAGCGAGUUAUUAGCACAGUUCCAGUCAAUAGGGACUUGUUUCUCACAGGGAAGGUGCCUGAGAAAUGGUACCGCUUUACGGGUAUUCCGGCAAUGCUUUCUAAUGGAUAUCAACCAUCUAUAUCAACCUACCUCAAAACUCCAAAUACAAAGCCAAAGUGCAAAAUAAUCGCGACUGGCACAAUGACUUUAAGUCCAUUCAAAAACGAAAAUGAGCACUUCGAUGACGGCAGGAGUGAAAUUAUUGAUUUGGUUUCCGAAAUAGACGCAUCGAAUGGUACAACGCCACCAAAUAAAGUAAUCAAAGUUGAGAAAACUCCUAGUAGAAUUACUUCGGAUGCUUCCGAUGAUUGGUUAGCAUAGUAUUUGUUUAUACAACUUCGUUUAUGGGCAUUUAUCAAUUUUAGUUCAUACCUAUAAUAAUACUAUUUUCUUAGUUGCGCCCUUAUUGUUAUAUUUUUUGGCAUUCUUUAUGAUACACUGUUAAGCUAAGAUACUGUUUUGUAUAGAAGGCAAUUAUUUUAAAAGGCUUCUAUCGUCAAGCCAUAUAUGUAAAUGAACCGCUGUUAUAAAUAUAACUGCAGAACAAAAUGAAGAUAUUCAACUUUCCUUGACAUUUCCAUAUUGACUUCAUAUAUUUUUGCUAAUUCUUAUUGUUCACAUACAUAAAUAGUACUUAUCAAUUAAUGCUCUAAACAAGUGUGCAAGCUUCCCAUACGUGCGUGUUUAUAACUUUUUGCUUCGUAUAAGUUACAUUUUAGUUAAACUAAAAAGAAAUCGUACUUAUAUGCAUUAUUUUUUCACACUUGCCACUUGUUCUUUAAAUUUGUGUUUUUAGCUAAUGUUUAAUGGAUACAUACAAAAUGAAAUUAAAUGUAGUUAAAUGAUUGAA